AUGUCAGCAACCGUUUGUAAAGGUAAAUAUUGCAUUAUUCACAAGGAAGGCUUGAAAAAUGACGAUGACCAUUUGAUAAGCCCCCAAAGUUAUGAUUCGUGGGCAACGCUGUUAGAGGCGGCAGAGAUUCGAAAACAUGAGGCCCUCCUUCAAAUUGCGAGAAAUGCUCAAGAAGGGGAAGUGCCUGAAAUAUUCUACCAUAGGAAAUGUCGCAGUGCAUUUACCAUCAAGAGAGAUUUAGAGUCGCUCAAAAGAAAACGUGCCUUGGAAGAGGAUGCUCAUGAAGAUGAAACUCUACUUGAAAGGCCCAGAAAAAGAAGUCCGACCUCCUUAUCUCGUGUCUACUAUAAAGAAUGCAUUUUCUGUGAGAGACCCAAGUAUGUAAACCGUCACUAGAAAAGCUGGUAAAAGUUACGCAGCUAAGAGUGGACCAGACUCUGUGCCAGAUAGCUACCGAGAGAUGUGAAGCGGAUCCUGGCAAUUGCAAGUAGAGAUAUCGUUGCAGCAGAAGCACACUAUCAUAGAACGUGCUACCGUGACUACACAAGGCCCACUCCUCAGCAGCACCCAGAGGAAAGCGAACCCAAGAAUGAUGCUGAAUAUGAUGCCGUUUCAGAUUUAUUUAGUUUUAUUAGAAAUGAUGUUUUAGAUGCGCAGGUUGUGGUAACCAUGAUUGAGUUAACAAAGAAGCUGGAAUCUUUUCUUCAAUCGAGAGGUACAGAGAAGCUUCAGGAAUCAACGAAGAAACACCUGAGAAAGAAACUAGAGUCAGAGUUUGGUUCCACUUUGGAAAUUUUUCCAGAUGAGAAGGGAAAGCUACUGGUUAUUCCUGUAAACCUGGAUAUCAAGGAAACAGUGAAGAAGAUGGUUAACCUGGAAAAGAAAGUAAUGAGUUUUAAAUCUCAAGCAACAGAAAUGCAAAGGAUCGUUGAUCAGAGCGCUGAACACUUG
Molecule: messenger RNA, 951 nt
Organism: Porites lobata
Lineage: Eukaryota; Metazoa; Cnidaria; Anthozoa; Scleractinia; Poritidae
Source: the annotation of a GenBank genome assembly